Molecule: messenger RNA, 4087 nt
Organism: Microtus ochrogaster (prairie vole)
Lineage: Eukaryota; Metazoa; Chordata; Mammalia; Rodentia; Cricetidae
Gene: Fan1
Product: FANCD2 and FANCI associated nuclease 1
Biological process (GO): interstrand cross-link repair
Cellular component (GO): nucleus
Molecular function (GO): 5'-flap endonuclease activity; flap-structured DNA binding; protein binding
Source: RefSeq, a predicted model, not a curated record
CGCGGUGCUCGGGCGGACUGCCGCCUCAGUGCCCGCUCGUGCACCUCUUGGGCUGGUUCCGCUGCAGUGACUUCAGAGGCGUCUGAGAGAGUCAGCGUCCUCUUUUUAAGAAGAAUGGUUCUACGAAGGGCCUGGAAGGAGAAGAAAUUGAACGAAUACCUACACCAAAUGUUACUUCACUUUGCAUUAGUUCAAGGCGAGAGUAAAAGUAAACCUUUGGGGUCCUUCACCCGCGGUGGCCACUGUCUUGUCUGAUGAGGUGGUAGCAGGCACCUUUUAUUAAUUCAAGCCAAGGGAGUAAAAGUAAGACCCUGCGACCCUUAACCUGAGAUUACCCGAAUUUUCUUGGCCGCCCACUUUUUCUGAUAGUCGUGAUGUCACAAGGGAAAUCACCUGUCCAAAAAAGACCCCGUAGAAGCUUAUCUACCAACAAAACUACAAAAAGCCCAUCUCCUUCGAUUAUUUCAUAUUUUAACAAUGCCCCACCUGCUAAACUUGCAUGUUCAAUUUGUCAUAAAAUGGUGCCUAGGUACGACCUAAUUCGGCACCUUGAUGAGUCCUGUGCUAACGACGGUGACUUCGUUCAGGUUGAGCCUGCACAAUCUCGUUUAACGAAUCCAACUGUGUCCAGGUCAAAUUUAUCCAGUAUUGCAUUAGAAGACACGACACCUCAGAAGUUGUCACCACCAAAGAGAAGUUUAAUCCCUGCCCGAUGUGGUUCGAAACUGGGCACCCAACAGCAGACCAGUCCCUACUUCAAAGAUGCUCCGGUGUGCAAAAAUCAAAGUGGGCUUCAAAGUCAGAGUGUGGAAAUUGCGUCUUUGGGGAGUCUGUCGUCUAAAUUGUCCAGCAAGUACCUAAACGUUAAAAAAUCACAGCAUGAGAAGGAGGGACUAGCCAGUAAUUGUCCACGGCAUUCUCUGUCCACAACCGCCACCAGCCUUCUUGUUAACUGUUCUGAGGUGGAGGACAAAGAUGAGAUGUUGAGCGGUUCUCAAAAGGAAAACCGUUUUUCUUGUGCAUCUCUAGAGGAAGAGGAUGCUUCUGAACAGAUAGUAGAGAGCCGUAAAAUAAUAGGAGAAAUAGGAGAUGAAAGCCAAAAAGCACCCUGCGGGGAGUCAGCCAGCACGCCCGCAUCUUUGGAUCACGGGCCCACAUUAUUUUCAUUAGAUUUAAUUUUUGAAAAUAACCGAAAGUCGGCUUCAGGAGACAGUGUUGUGAAGCGAGAAGAUGCCAGAGGGGUAAGUGGUGGGGGUGCCGCACAGCUUGAGGCUUGCAGCCACGAAGAGGCUGAAGUGACUGUUGAGAUUCCCACGCCAGCGUCUGCUAAUGAGGUGGACUCAAACAUCCCCAGGGAUACUUCUCCAGGGAACAACAGCCAGGAGCUUAGGGAAGGUGGGAGUGCCUUAAAGCGACAAAUUCUGCAGGAGGGAUCCAGUUGUGAUGAUCCCAGGGAGACUGCUCAACCCCCACCGAGCCACCCCUACUACCUGCGGAGCUUCUUGGUGGUGCUGCAGGCCAUCUGGGAGAAUGAAGAGGACAUGAGGCUCUUUGAUGACCAGGAGAAGGGGAUCAUAACCAAGUUUUACCAGCUGUCAGCUAGUGGUCAGAAGUUGUAUGUAAGGCUCUUUCAGCGUAAACUAACGUGGAUUAAGAUGAGUAAACUGGAGUAUGACGAGAUCGCCUCAGACUUAACGCCUGUGGUUGAGGAACUAAAGGACUCGGGCUUUCUACAGACAGAAUCUGAGUUGCAAGAACUCUCUGAUGUACUUGAACUCCUUUCUGCUCCUGAACUGAAAGCCCUGGCCAAAACCUUCCACUUGGUGAGUCCCGCUGGGCAGAAGCAGCAGCUGGUCGAUGCCCUUCUCAAACUGGCCAGACAGCGCUCAGUCUGCACUUGGGGCAAGACCCAGUCUGGAGUCAGAGCAGCGAUUUUAAAAAGAGCUAAAGACUUGGCUGGACGCUCCUUGCGAGUCUGUAAAGGCCCCAGGGCUGUGUUCUCCCGCAUCUUGCUGCUGUUUUCGUUGACUGAUUCCAUGGAAGAUGAAGACGCUGCCUGUGGGGGUCAAGGUCAGCUUUCUACGGUGCUGUUGGUCAACCUGGGCCGAAUGGAAUUCCCUCGCUAUACAGUCAGUCGGAAGACCCAGAUCUUCAGGGACAGAGAGGACCUCAUCAGAUACGCAGCUGCGGCACACAUGCUGAGUGACAUUUCGGCUGCCAUGGCCAGUGGGAACUGGGAAGAAGCUAAGGAGCUUUCUCGGAGUGCAAAAAGGGACUGGGACCAACUGAAGAGCCAUCCGUCCCUCAGACACCACGAGGCCUUGCCACUCUUUCUGCGCUGCUUUACCGUUGGGUGGAUUUACACAAGGAUUUUCUCUCGGGCUGUUGAAAUACUGGAGCGACUUCGCAAGUACGAGGAAGCGGUGGAGGAACUGGAAAAUCUCCUGUCUCAGAAAAUCUACUGUCCUGACAGCAGAGGGCGCUGGUGGGAUCGCCUGGCUCUGAACUUGCACCAGCACCUGAAGCGCCCGGAAGCGGCAAUUAGAUGCAUCAGCGAAGGCCUGGCAGACCCAGAAGUGAGGACAGGACACCGGCUGUCACUCUACCAGCGAGCUGUGCGCCUGAGAGAAUCUCCAAGCUGCAAAAAAUACAAGCACCUCCUCAGCCAGCUGCCAGAAAUUGCUGUAGAAGAUGUUAAGCAUGUGACCAUCACAGGCAGGCUGUGCCCUCAGCAUGGGAUGGGCAAGUCUGUGUUUGUCAUCGAGACUGGAGACACCACCAACCCCACCACAAUCCUAUGCUCUGUGGAGGAGCUGGCCCUGGACUACUAUAGGCGAAACGGCUUUGACCAGGGGAUCCAUGGGGAAGGAUCCACCUUCAGCACCCUGUGUGGCCUCCUGCUAUGGGAUAUCAUCUUCAUGGACGGGAUACCAGAUGUCUUCAGAAACGCCUAUCAGGCAUCCCCACUGGAUUUGUGCACAGACAGCUUCUUCUCGAGCAGGAAGCAGGCCCUGGAAGCCAGGCUGCAGCUGAUCCACAGCGCCCCUGCUGCGAGCCUGCAGGCCUUGGUGACAGAGGCGUGGCAGGCCCAGCAAGGCAGAGUGACUGCCCUGGUCAGCUGGGACCGCUUCUCUUCCCUUCAGCAAGCUCAGGAUCUUGUCUCCUGCCUUGGGGGUCCUGUUCUCAGUGGUGUGUGCAGGCGUCUGGCUGCUGACUUCCGACACUGCCGAGGGGGCCUCCCUGACUUGGUGGUGUGGAAUUCUCAGAGCCAUCACUACAAGCUGGUGGAGGUUAAAGGCCCCAGUGAUCGGCUUUCAUGUAAGCAGAUGAUCUGGCUGGAUGAACUACAGAAGCUGGGGGCAGAAGUGGAAGUCUGCCACGUGGUUGCAGUCGGUGCUAAGAGCAAAGGUCUUGGCUGAAGAAUGUCGCAUUGGGGAUAUCUGGCCAUCCACUGGGACAAGAUCUUCAAGAGGAUAAAGCUGUUGGCGCUGUUUCCACUUUGAUUUUUCUGACACCUGAGAUCAGAAUGUACAAUGAGAUCCUUGUAUAGUAUCUGUAUGUCACAAAGCUUGCCAUCCGCUGGGAAAUAUCGGAUCCACGGUGAGUGGACUGUAGGAGCUGCAAGCUUCCGUAUUAUUAGGCUAAAAAAGUCAAGAGAAAAAAUGAACAUGAUGAACCUUUGAGGUUUUUUUUUUUUAACACAAGUAUUAUUUCUCCAUUAAAUACACUGGAAAUGGAGAUUCCUGAAUGUCGGUUUGUCUCAUGAUUACCCAAGAAGGGCAGAAACCAUAGAAAUUCUGAUUUCCUUAGGGCAGGAAAAGCAACCAGAAAUAAAUUCUUUAUUUCGAAGAGGAGGAACCCAGAGAAUUUCAGUUGUGGUGUCAUGAUGCGUGUCAAGCUUCAAGCUUUUGGAUUAUGUGUGAGAAAAAACAUGUGCCAAGAUGUUAGGGAAGACAGUGCUCUCCUCGAUUGCUCCCACUUUGUCAAAAGUUGGUCUAGAACCUCCCAUUCCGCUCCCACAGUUCACUACAAGGUGGAUCACAUCAUCAAGGCAACAGACAUACCCGAUGUGGGUGUCCUUCUGUAU